AUGGCAUGGUCGUGCCUCACCCUGUCAUCCCGGGGGUUGAAUUUGUGGGCUGAGCAACCCAUGGUGGAUACGGCCUAUCAGAUCCUGCAGACACGGUUGAUCGACUCACAGGCCGUUAUCCGUGAUGCAGAUGAAGGGUGUUUGGGCAUCAUUGUUGAGCUCACAAUAAAGGUGUAUCCCUCGUGUCAGGUACAGAUUAGAUCCUCUUGUGCGGUGGGUUUUGCGCCAAUGGUCCACCAGGUACUGGCAGGUGUCAUCACAUAUGAAUCUAGUGAUACAUCAACGACUAUCAAACGAUACAAUGAUGCGUGUCGUACACAUAAAGAAGGGCUUCCAUCGAGCCUCAGCCUUUUUCAAUGCAUCAGAAAUACCCCGGCAGGCAAAAUGUUCUCUGUCCUCUUUGUCUGGGCGUCUACAGACAUCAAUUCCGGAAAUACAUGGCCGUCCAAAGCCAGCUCCUGGUCAGAUAUAACCGUGGGCACCGUUGCGACAACCGAUAUGGUUGCGUUCAACUAA
Molecule: messenger RNA, 516 nt
Organism: Penicillium canescens
Lineage: Eukaryota; Fungi; Ascomycota; Eurotiomycetes; Eurotiales; Aspergillaceae
Product: FAD-binding domain-containing protein
Exons: 3
Coding region: 1-516 (171 amino acids)
Source: RefSeq, a predicted model, not a curated record